AGCGUAGCUGUCUCAUUAAACGCAUAACAGCAAGUUGUGUAACUUCUUCACCGAAAAAUCUACGAAUAAAUAGAGCAAUGCUGAACUACAAAUAUUACGAUUCGCCCGAAGGGCAGGACAUUUUCAAAAAAGUGUUUGUGACAUCGAAAUAUGCUACUAUGUCCGGGCUUGGUCUGGGUGCAUUCGACGUCCUCAUGUUUUCGCAUCCCAAGGGUUUAGCGGGUACCGUGGGUCGCAUGGCGUACUACGUCGGCCCCUUAGUUGGCAUGGCUGCAGCGUUCACUGUCACUGCCAAUGUCGCGCAGAAUUUCAGGGGGAAGAACGAUAAGAUCAACUAUUUCCUGGGAGGAGUAGCGGCAGGCUCAGUGUUUGGGGCUUGGCAGAGGUCUAUCACCAUUGGAGUGCCCGCGGCGGUGGUGCUUGGAGUAGCGGCGAUCGUUAAGAAGACUGGCGUGGACGAAGGCUGGAUUUUCUUCCCGGACAACCGCACGGCCCACCAAAGUGCUACCUCUGCCAGAAAUGACUUCACAAUGGCUAAAGACAUUACGGAAUACAAAACCUGGUCCACUGGUCAUUAAAUAGAAGAACUCAUUGGUGUAGUGUAAAUAUGAACAGCUUGUAAUUAAGUAAAUCAAUAAAUGAAGAUCAUUUGUUA
Messenger RNA from Leguminivora glycinivorella, 655 nucleotides. RefSeq names its product NADH dehydrogenase [ubiquinone] 1 alpha subcomplex subunit 11 (gene ND-B14.7). NCBI's taxonomy places the organism in Eukaryota, Metazoa, Arthropoda, Insecta, Lepidoptera, Tortricidae. The transcript is spliced from 2 exons. Bases 78 to 578 code for a protein of 166 amino acids. Gene Ontology annotation, biological process: mitochondrial respiratory chain complex I assembly. The record is from RefSeq and is a predicted model, not a curated record.